AUGCUGCGCAUACUAGAAGUUAUUAAGAAUCUGGAUAUGACAUGCUACGAGAGUCGCAGUUGUUCAGGGUAUUGCGCCCUGAUUGACUCAGAAGCCAGCAGAUUAAAAGGAUUUAUACUAAGGCAUUUGAAAAUAACGAUACUUGAACCCACCUGUGUGAAAUUAAGUUAGACAUGGCAUAGAAAAAUGUUUAUUUUAAGUGAACCUCCUGUGUGCUGCUGAGCGGAAGGAAAAUAGAAACAUUCUCACUGUGAACAAAUACACUAUCAAGUCACGAUACUUCUCGUCGCUUGCAACGUUCUAACCAUGAACUUAUGUCCUAAAAAGGAUUCACAACAACGUUACUCAUAAUAUGCAUUUCAUAAAAAGUCGCGUAUUCUUCGAAUUUGCAGUUGAAAACUGCAGCAGAUUUUGGAUUAAAGGACGUUCAUUCAUCCACUAGUGUUUUGAAACAUAAACUGCGCCCUUGCUUGUCCUGAUGAAUUCUGAACUGAUUGGUGUGUACUGUCAUUAAAACAAUUUCAUAGAUCGUAGUAUACCCCUGAGGGGCGACAUACUGGUGUCAACGGGGGGUUAGAAUAGAUGUGAAUUUUCGCGUGCUUAGUUGGCGGGCUCGAGAUAACUGCGGGUAUUCGGUCGCAAAUGCGUAUGUGAGCGUCGCAAGUGUCUGCUUUUUACGAAACUGAAAUGCUGUCUUUUUUGCAUGUUAAAGCUUUAGAGAGACACAUGGCCACGUAUCGAAAAAUAAGCAAUAGAAAUUCAGGACAUUCUGAUAUUUGCAUCCACUUUAUGUCAUACGCACUAAUAUAUGUAAUCAUCGAGAAGAUUCCCAGUUCUUAGGCCAUCGUUUGUUCCCUAUGUGGAUUCAAGCAGUUAACUGAAAAGAUGCUCUACUGAAAGCUAUUGUGCUACCCUCUGCUUCACAAAAUCACACUCAGGUAAACUUUUCCCUUUAAAUACAUAUAUAGGAUUUUGAAUGUAUGUUAAUACUUCAGCUCUUAUUAUGUUACCCUUCGCCAAAUAUAAUUUCUAAUUUUUCACAAUCCACGCUCUCUUGUUUCACGGUUAGUCUAGAGACUGCAUUAUAUCACAAAAGUUUCAAGCACUCGACAAGGACAGAGUUGAUGAUUGACACCUUAAUGGGAUUUCCGCUUUCGGAGGCUGCCAGAGCCAUACGAAUAUUACAAAAUUCAAUCGGAACUACCGUCUAGUUCAGACUUCUUUUGCUUUACAGUUACUUCAUUCUUGCACUGACAGGGGCAAAUUUGUUCGCCUGGAAAACGUUGUUUGCACCAUAAAACCUGGCUGCACGGACCACCCGGCCUGGCCAGAGGGUAUUUGCACCGAGUGUCAGCCUAAGCCAAUCACCCUCGAAGUGCAGGCCUACCCUCACGUGGACUACGUGCAAUUCGAAAACGGCCAGAUGAUGGAGACCUUUUUGGAUUACUGGCGCUCGACGGGUAACCAGCGAAUUGGUGUGCUCCCGGGCCGCUACAUGCCCUUUGACACCCCUGGUGCUCCUCCGCUCUUCAUUAAGGCUGUCGUCUCGGCUAUCUCCAAAUCGCCCCAGGUAGGCAAAACCUCUCCCCAUCUAUGUUUAUACACGGCCCUUGCACUCCUUCUUCCAUCCUAUCUGCCAUUAAUAGCCCCUUCAUCUUUCCCCCUCACCCCCUACUUUCCCGUUGGCACACCAACUUUAGGGACAUGCACCGUCUAGCGUCUGUGUAAUAGGUUGUGUGCUCCUAAACCGCUACAUGCCCCUUGACACCCCCGGUACUCCUCCGCUCUCCAUUAAGUCUGUCGUCUCGGAUAUCUACGAAACGCCCCAGGUAGGCAAAACCUCUCCCGAUGUAUAUUUAUACACGGCUCCAACUCUCGCUCUCCUCCUAAUGGAAGCGAACAGGCGAGUUCCAGUUAGCAGUUCAGAAGACGAAGAUGUAAUCACUGGAACAGGAAAUUUAUUGGCUUGAAGUUUCGGAUUCUCACUAGAGUCCAUCAUCAGUGACAGUCUCACAUAAGGGUAAUAGUGGCACAAUAAGUGCAGUAUUUAAAGCACAUGGCUGCCUUGGAACCAUAUGCGCACUGCAAUUAAUUGCAGUUAAUUACAGUCUUCUCUUUCUUCCCUCUUAUCUGUCAUUCAUAAUCCAUUCAUCUUUCCCUCUCACCCCUUACUUUUCCGUCGUCACACCAACUUUAUGGACAUACACUUUUUAAUGUUUGUGAACUAGUUUAGAAUGCCCAAUAUUCCGAACGCCGAGUAGCUAGUUCCGCCCUACUUUAGUUCGAUUCAUUCUCUCCAGGGCUUCCACAUAGUCCCUUUUACUCCCCAUCGAUGCCGACUUCACUUAGUCAACCUCACUAUCAACUUCUCUGCGAUCCGCUUCAUGGAACAGGAUCUGCUCCCAAUGGCUGGAAUAACGAGACCUUUGGAACCCACUGACAUGAGGGUUGUCAAAUGCCGGCCGGUGUCAGGCGUGAGACCGCUUUAUCCCAACCUGGGCGUUUUUUGUGUUCAGGUCCCGUAUCCAUCAAACAUUGAGGCCUCGAUGGUCUGUAUGAUCUUUUGCAGUGCAUGCGCCAUAGAGAUGGUUUGAUGGCUGUCUACUUGCAAAUGACGAUUGCCCUCACAACGUUAACCGCCGACAACAUCAGCCUUUUCUACCUAACGAUGGUUUUCUUACUUCGAAGCCUCCUUGAAUUCUGGCCUUUGCAUACUUGGGAAAAGUACUGCUCUAAAAGAAAUUUAUCUGAAACGAGGAGGGGUCGACAGUUGAAACGUAGACUUUUGCAGCCAAAAUGAUCCUAAUUCUUUGCUGAAGACAAAGUUAGAGGAAGCAAUUCGGCGAAAAUACAUUGUAUAUAGAAGUCUGCAGUAAAAAGUGUUUAUCCUAGCCCCCUUGUUUGCUACACCUUACAGUUUUUGAGUAACCCAAGUUGAGUAACCCAAGCAUGCAGUCGCUGUAGUAAUUUUUAUUCUUGAUUAUCAGAUACCUAUCCUUUUUAAGCCUGUUCUUCGUGAAAUGAAGGAGUAGUGCAUGUGGGAUGCAUUCGACAUGCCUCAGCUAACCUAGGCCUACAUCAGCCCCCACCUCCAGCCGUCAUGGUUAUAUUUUACAACCGGAAGUUCCUUGGUGUUGGAGGAAGGAGUGAGGUAUGUACAGCGGGUCCGUUUCGCCAUAAACUGAUCCUCAUGCAGGUAGUCAUUGUCUUUGUGAUGGUUCACACCGGCUGCUAUGAUGUGACCUUAAAAACCGCUUUUACUACUGUGCUUUAGAACAGGUCGUAAAUAUCCGGCAAUUAUUUUCACACAUUUUUGUGAUUUAGGACAUUCUUUAUAAUAAAAAAUAAUAUGGUAAUUUCCGAGUAUUGAUGUCGAUGUAACCACAACUGAAUACCAACAGUAGCAUCCGUUCUUCAAAAAGCGAUCGAAAAACGAUACGCAGCAAACGAUACGCGAAGCAAAAUGCAGCAUGUGAUGCUUAAAUGCUUGUGCGUCGGGCGGAUAUUUUCGGCGAAAUAUGUCGAGGAUGGCGCAUACCAUUGGGAAUAAUUUCUGCUUAACACUGAUGUGAAUGGAUUCGUUAAAGCGUCAUUACACUCAUCCAUAUGAAAGAUUAGCAGAAGAAUUAAGGGACCAUAAAUGGACAGUAGAAACUGAAUGAAACUGGGCAUUUAUGAUAAAAGUUAAUUCCACGUAGAAGAUGAGUUACAGCAGACGUAUGAUCUGUCUGGAUGAAGGGGUGAAACUAACAUGACUGCUGAACAACCGAUGGCAAACCUAGCGCUGCGGAAAACCGCGGGCGAAGGCUGUAAGUGGCGCCGACAUCGAGAGGGGCAGAGAGAGGUAGAAGAGAUAGUUGUGGGUGGGGAACGAGGGGAACGAAAAGAAAAACGCCAGCUAUUGUCAAUGAUACGCAUUCGCGCUAUCACUAUCGCAGAUACACUUUGAAGGUGUCCACUCAAUUCAGACAAAUGUAUAGAUGUCGUGGGACGCUACAAUUUUACACGCCAAUGGCAGACAUUUGCAAAAUAGCCAGGCCAGGAUCACCAUUCAUUUUCCUUAGCGCUGAUUGAUUGAACCAUAAGACUUUGUCUCUUGGACAUUUGCUGCUAGAGCCCGCAUUUCUGCCAGGCUACUGCGUGUACCACCUGUUUUAUUGUUUCAUUGAGCAUAUAUGUAUUUUGCGUAUAUUUAAACCUUAUUUUUAAUAAAUGUGUACAUUUUUGAUCUCACUCUAAGCUGAUUCCUUGACGUCUCCCUCCCUUUAAGAUUUCCGGUAGUGAGGUUGGGUGUCAGAACAAAGUCCUGAGGUUCCUAGAAGAGAGAACACUUUUGAAAUGUCGAAGGUUAGAAAAAUUUGAUCCGCAGUAGUCUGAUAUUAUUGCGUGAAAAUGAGUGCCGACGGAUCAAUGAAGAUGAAAGAGGCGAAAAAAAGGAAGACAUGAGUAUCAGCUUUUGCGGUACCCAUCCUGAGUGUGUUAUUGCGCAGAUUUAGGACGUACACUUUUGGUGGUAACAUAAGGUGAUUGCUAUAUAAUAUUAUGAUGGCUUAGAAUGAUAGUAUGGGAUAUGUUUGGAAUCUGAACGUUAAAAUAGUCAGUUACAAGCGUUGUUUGAAGAGUCCCAGACAUUUGGGGGUAGCGGUGAUCACUAAUACCCAUGAAUACCAACGCCCACUCACAGAGACCAGCUGGUGUAUAUUAUAGCAUCAGUUUAAGCACAAGUAGGCCGCAGAAGAAGCAGCACUAUCUCAUAAGUGAUUACCGCGCAACAUCGGGAGAUGGGAUGUGCCCCUAGAUCCGAAAUCCUGAGCGCUUGAUACCUGCCAGUAUGUAAGAUUCUUCUUGACCGUGCGUUUUAUUGAGGUAGUAUUUGCGCGGUCUAGGUGAAAGACUUCAUCAAACUUUUUUCUCAGGGAUGAUAUUACGAGUCCAGUCAUCUGAUGGAACGAAGCGCGUAGAAGUCUCCGAAACCGAUUACAUUUCCACCCUUUUUGACCGUACGGCUAAGGAAUUUCAGUUAAACCAUGAUGACGAGUGGUACCUGUCGCGGACUCGACAAAUAUCGGAUGCAUUUAAACCGAAAAGCCGAACUCAAAUAAGAUCGGCCCAGCUCCGGUAAUUAUCUUGGUUUAAUCAUCUUUUCUUUCUCUAGUUUCUUUCAAUUUUGCUUUUUCCUUUGUUAGAACUGGCAGCAACUAAGCCUUCGGUGUUAUUAUGAUAGUGCGCCAGCGUAUAGGUGGCACAGCGCACCAUUGAGGUGCUGGCAACUAAUGUCCUGCUGUUCUCCACUACAAAUACUUUAGCUGUGGAUAAUCGACUCCGACGUCCAGGGGACUUUCUAACCUGCUACUUGGGCUAGGCCCGAUAAUACGAUCUCUCGACGCUCCUGAAGCUUGUUUGUAUGUCAUGCGUCCUCUACACUGCUGGAGUAAUCGACGCUUGCAUGCGUCCAGCAUAAGAUGCCGCAUAUCCCAGUAGUGCGAGGCGGUUCGUGGGUGGUUAUGCGUCCGUCGUCAUGUUGAGUCUGCCUGAAAGCAAUCAACCAAAUCAGUCAUAUAAAAAGUAGCACAUUUAAUGACAUGGAAUGCGGAGUCCAUUGUUAUCAGGGGAACGUCACGAAAAGGUUUGCCACAACCUUCGCGUCAAUAGUGUACGUGUUGGCUGCUUAUACAUUUUGAUUUCUCUCCCUAUGUUUGUUGUAUUUUGUAGUCUUUUCGGUCUGGCUGAUGCUGUCGUCAGUUGCUCCUUGGGUUAUUCAGGGCGGUGUAGCUGUGCUCACACCGCUCAUCUCCGUAUGCGGGGGGCCGAGGGACAUUAGUGGAUUGUUCGGUACCAACCAUCUGCUCCUAAGGCCCACCCGUUAACCCCUAACCUUUGUAAAUAAAUGGAAUGAAUAGUCGUCUCACGAAAUUUGGACAAGAGCUGGGAGCAAAAAAGCCAUUCAUUUAGGUAAUCUACCGAAAACUACACUGUGCCCAUUUUCUAAUUGUUGGCUAUACUCAGACCUAUUUUACAUAGUUUGGACUAUUUAGUCCCGGCUUAACCGCAUAUUGACAGUGCGCAUACAUGUUCAAAAGACUUCCCCCAACAAAAGCCCAACACAACCAUUUUACUGGGGUAAGUGUGUAUUGAUGGUGCAGCCCAACGCAUAGCGACCACUCUGCUGUAUGCUACUAUAUCCAUGUUUCUACCUUAUGAAUACUCGAGUUUGGGCUUUAGGACAAUUAAUUGACCUUCCACGUCGGAAAAUUUACCUGUGACAUGAAUUCCUGCUUAAUUCACAGCGUUACACUAAACGCCGCUGUGUGACUUUACGAGUUGUCCACGUUGACCAUGUUGAAUUUUAAGAAAUUGUCUUUCGCCCCUUAGGUCAGUUCUUGCUCAACCCAUACGAUUUUCAUUCUUCGAAUGAACCAACCUUUUCCACUACUAUUUGCUCUUGGAAAUUGUUAAAAAGCGUGUUUUAAAGACACGCUAUAGUUUGUUAAAUGCCGUUUCACGGUGCAGGUUAAAUGCCUCGUUGGUAGACAUUUUUCAUUCCGGCGGUUUGUCGGUAAAUUCAUGUAAUUAGUUAAACCAGUUGGCACGCCAGCCACUCGAACCCUAUAUCUUGCAGUCAGAGGUGGGUCUAACGUCCGCUUUUACCAUCUUCAUCCAUGUCGUUAUUUGACCAGUUACGUCGGCGAGUUCGGGGGAUAUGACAUCCUGUACGAUUUCCGCUGCGGGUCAACUCAUCACAUCCACUAGCUAUCAGAGUUGGGGAAAAAGAGGAGGUCAAUUAAUCGGUAGUUUUCCUGUUUAAAUAUACCAUCUUUUGUUGGGGAAGCAAUUUAGCUGAUUAAAAGAGAACAAGAAUCGUUGAUCAAUCAUUUAUAGGCAGCAGAAACCUUGACUCAUGGACUAAAAUUUUUUCUACCACGGGCCCCUUCUCUUCCAAGUAUAGUCGUUUGUUUGAUCUCACACAGAGUAGGAGGUUUGGCCGAAGUUGAACAGACGCUUCUUACACUUAUUUCUCUACCCUGUUCGCUUGACAUAAAUUUUGACCCAAUGUGGGUGAAACUCCUCACUAGCUUAAGAGCCUUGCCAUCUAUCUUGCCUUGGUUGAUGCCUCCGACUGUGAACUCCGAGUCGAUCGCCUGUGUUUUGGGAAAUCUAUUUCGGAAUUCAUAUGGGCUACUUAGAUACAACUUGCUGCAUGUCUGCAAAGGAGCAUAUUCGUACUACGACAUCGCCAACUCAGUCAAGAUAUGGCCUGGGCGGACUAUGGACUAAUAUAACGCCGAGGUGCUCUUCCAAGGUUUGUUGCAAGAUCUAGUCUAAUAUGUAAUUGAAUAAUAUCAGCCAAAGGGCGCCGUCCUCAUCGAGACAGGUAUCCUUGAUUUUAUUACUGCACUCAUAGCUCAUUCCAAUUUUCUUGCUCGUUCUGUGAUAUUUUUUUGAAUCGAUCUUAUCACCUUUGGUGGUAUGCGACCAGGCAUCAGGGUAGAGCACAGAAGACUCCUAUUGUUACAGUGAGAUGCAACAGAAAAUCUACUGAUUAAACGAGAGUGCACUGCUGAUAAUAUUUACGGAAAUCGAUUUUUGGAGGGAGCGAAUGGCAUUGCUCCACACAAUGUUUCCUCGACCGAUUAAGGAAGACGCCUGUGAAGACAGGAAUUUCGAGGAGCUUAGUGCAAAGAUAGUUCUUACACUACAAUCUCUCACUUCUUAAAGAUCAGUCUAACGACGGUACAUCAUCAGUCAGCGGAUUCAUUUUCUGCCACCUACAUCUGUGUCAUAAAGCUUCUCAGCUAAGUUUUAAAACAUUUCUUGUAGAUUUUCACCAGAAGGCAGACCUGAGUAUGUUUGCCCGCCUUCCAGCCUUAAUACUGCACACAAUAUCAUAAUAAACAGAUUGAUGUUGAAGCAGGUAUACUUAAAGACAUCUAAAAGAACCACGCCUCCCUUACCCAGAGUCUUUUCAAAAUAUUCUUCUAAUUAGGUGUCCUGUCUGAUAAUGAUGCUACUGCCACAGCUGCGUUGCCUAGGGCAGUCCGGGAGGACAUUUUCCACUAUAUGCGGUGGAAUCUCUUAAUGUCAAAGUCGACUGAACUGCGUUCAUAGCGUUGGCCGUUUUCAUCCGAAAUUACAUGUGGUGGUCCUGACCCGUCCUGGCGCCAACAUCUGGUCGCAUAGUUCACCAGAGAUCCAGUCCUUGAAGCGAGACUUACUGCCGCCUAGCCCAGCUCGAGAAGUACUCCGGUCCAUUUUUUCAACUGGGUAUGUACACGAGGCGGCUUUCGCCUACGUCAGUACAUCAAAACGUCUGAGGGGUGUCAGAAAGUAGCGCGUAACAUUAACAAAACCCAUGAUGUGUUGAGUUCAAUCGCUGUUCAAGUCUCUUAAUCUUAGCCGUAGCCAGACCUCCACAAAUGAGUGACCAGAAUCGUCCUCACACUUCGUGUCGACAGCGUACCGCGAAAGAGUCUUUCUCUGAGCUGGCCGGAGUAAUCGGUAAAGUAUGUUAUCAGUUUCGUCUUGACUGUUGCUAUCAUUUGAAUACUGGGCGAAGAGAUGCGUCACGUUGACGGAAUGGUAUUUUUAACUAUAUGACUUUUCAGCUCAGCCAAACGCGUUCGCCUUCAACAUAAGCACAACGGCUUCUCACCGUGUAGUUGUCGGUGACUCGUUUCAGAGAUGCAUCACGCUUCUCUGUCCUGGCACUUCAUUCUACCACAACGAGAAAGUUGUGAUUUAAACCACCCAUGGGUACUAUCUAAAGUUAUUCGUGAAAAUUCCCACUCUACAUAUUGGUAGAAUCCAACGUUCGUGGGUGCAGAAACUGUGACCGAGAACAGCAGCCUAGGCCCGUAUGCCCGUAACACCAGUUUCAUUGUAUAAGCGAAGCUUCGACCAGAUCAGUCACGACGAUUGUGACAUUAUUCCCGCCAGCAGUUUGAGUGAUACUCCAUUGAUGGAUGUGAAAACAUCCGUUUGCUCCUGGGGCCUUAAUUCUCUGCAGAUAGCAACUUUACGAGCGCACCCCAAGAAGACAAAGAAAUCUGACAUUACUUCUCUUAUCCCAGCCUGGUUCGUCUAUGCAACGAGACUUCUCAUAUGCCAGCAAGCACUGCUCAUUCCUCCUUUUUUCCAAACCAACCACCUUACAUAUUUUUAUUCCGACCCAUUAGCCGAUAUCCAGACUCUUCUGCUUCCGAAAAUGCCUUAAUAUGAAUCGAGCGUCGCGGUUGUUGGACACGCAUUGUUGAAGAAGGAGACACGAUCGCCGGGACUCUUGUCCCGGCGAUGGUGUCUCCUUCUUCAAGACUACUUCCUGGGACUCGUCUCUUCGCUCCUAUUGGCAACGCAUUGUUGAGUUCAGGGUACUGACAAAAUUUGGAUUCCUUUCUCUCCAACUCAGCUCUUGCAGUAGUAGCAAGCCGCCAAAUCAGCAGUUGGAGGAAGAACUCGUUUAGUGGUGACUCAUGGUCGUUUUGCUGCCGUGGGUGCGUCGCACGUCGUUCCUCUGCGUUUUAGUAACUGCCUAUUUAUAUAACUCAGUAGCCUGCCUAUUUUAAGAUUGAAGGCUAUUCCACCUUUCCUCGCAUACAGGCGCUGCAGAUAGCUCGUAAAUAGAUCAACAGGCCACUUAAAGCACUGCCCCCAGCAUCCUUUGGGCGGCAUCUUUUCUUCAUGGUACAUAUUAACAUUUUAUUUCACAUACGCUCCCAUCAAGAGUACCACUUCCUGCACUCCUUUUCCGUAACGUUACCCUUUUACCCUUUCAGAAAUGGCGAUAUGCUUUAUCUUCUCAAGACACCGAAAGCAGUCACAACUGCCGAUGACACUGCAAGUGUACGCUUUUCCUGUUUCUUGUGUGUUUUUUUUCUUGAAACGCCUGCGCCUGUUCGUCCGCAAUUUGCGCAUCGUUGGCAAUUCCUAAAUGUUUUUUUUUAUUUUGCCGAUAAGAUGCCGGCUAAUCCUAGCGAAUCUAAAUAACAAAUAGUCUGCCCGAGGUUGCUAUUGAAACAGCUAAAAAGUCAAACGAGUCGUUGAAAGGUUAGGCGUUGGCUUGUAAAUUUUCUGGUCGGUAAUAGUAGCCCAUCAUCAACCGAUGUAAGUGCGAAAAGUCGGGUGCAUGCGCUGGAAGAUGUGUGAUAAGAAAGUUAGUAUCAGUGCUUGGGGAAAAAGAGGGUUAUGAAUAAUGCUCAGCGCGCCUAACCUUCUAUUCGCUCAGUACUAUUACAUGGUGGAAAUGAGAGAACUGUGUUCGGGAAUUCAAUCGAGACACUCCCUCUCUACGUGUGCGAUACAUGUUGCGUGCGCUCUUAAAACGUACGCACCCUGAAAUUAUUGUACCGACGCUGUUUACACACCAUUCUUCGGAUUCAUUUCUGAUCAUCUCUUCAAAAAACGGCCAUAGUCGGUCAGAAACUCAACUCACCAACUGUCCCCCUUCUUAUUCGACGAUAGAUGAUUCGGUCGUGCGCUGCGCCGACCGAAAGGCGAAAUCGCCUAAGAUUUCACCUUUCUCAAUCUCGACUCUUUCCGCAAUGACGUUGACUUGGCGAACCAACUUGGCACCAACUAGCUUAUCUCCGCUUGAGUGAAUACCGUUGAUGGGCUGCAAUGAAAGCUGUUACUAAUAAUGCCGUGGACCUAUUGCGUGGAGUUAGUUGAGUCGAUCGCGAUGUACGCUGUCAUAGGUAAGUAGGUCCAAUUCCACCCGACCUUUCAGCACCAUAACUAAUUUGGCGGUUUCUGAACUAUCGUCGCACCUUGAAAGUCGUCCUUUCGAAAGUUGCUAGUUGACGGGACAACUCUGUCCUUGAGGCUGAAGACCAGGUCGCAAUAUUUCCUUAAUGUGUCCACAUAGGUAACUCUAGCCAACACGAUACCUGAGUAUGAUAGUCGUAGUCGGUGUCGUAAUAAAUGCCAGAAAAUACGUUGAACGCGUAAAUAAAGGUUUUUUUCCCAGUUAACAGCUGUUUCCGGACUCGUCUUCCAUCGUCUUGACAUUGAAACACAGUGAACGUUGGGGGAGAAAGCGAGCCCGAUGCUCCAUAGAUAUCCCUCGCUCUCAUCCAGUGCAAAAGCAAUUCUGCCGCUCUAUGGUAGUGGCAGUCGUCGUUUACCUGUCGAUGGUGACCGUCAUUAUUUUUGCCACACCCCAUACCGUUUUGAAUGUUUGUUAUCGCUCCUUCCUACAUGUACCUGUUGGCUGCUUGCCACAUCUGAUCUAGUUUUUCAAUUGCGCCUCUCACAUAAAUGGGCUGAAACUUUUUUCUGCUCAUUCGCCUUUCUCGGCUACGCCACCAUUCUGUAACAUAUUUGACGAAUGCCCGUGUGAUUGAACUAGUUAAUAGCUUGGCGAAGUCCUCGGCUGUGCGAAAGAGCGUCUAGAAGGAUGGUCAGGUAUCUUACCACUCUUUCGCUAUGAGCCCGUUCGGAGCACGAUACAAAUACUAGUUAACGGAUGUUUUAGCUUCCAGCCGUUAAGAAGCGAAUGCAAAUUCAGAAGCCGCAGUUAGGUUGCCAUUUACAACCAACAUGGUCACUCCGUCCCACCCAUGAAUGCUGUUAUCAGUUAUCGGCGGACUCGGGUGCUUCACCGUCUCCACUGGUUUCAUCGAUUCCAUUGAUCGUGAGUCCGUGGAGUAAAUAAGGACGUAGAGUAGUCCGGUAGCCAAGGUCGUUCCUAUUGGCAAGGCUUACCCAUCCACUAGACCGCAGUGAAUUCUUACCAAGCAGCUCGAAUUAUGAAAGUGACCUCACAAAUGCCCCCAAACUAUCUGGGCUAAUUAGACAGUUCAUGGCCCGUCGAUGCUAAUAGGGCUUCUAAAGGGUGGGUUCACUGAGUUUAUUGCUCCUACUUUAUGCGAAAACUGAUUUGUUACGCGGUUUCAAUUGACAUAUUUUCAGGAAGUAGUGAUAUUUAGUUUGAUGCGGUGGUGAAAAAGGCUAGCUAAGGAAAAAAGGUGUCUCUCACCGGCAUAUGCACCGUCUGUUUGAUUUUUCAGCACAGAUAAACCGCAGUUUUGUGAUGUGGUAGCGGAAAAGCUGGACUCUUUGUUGCUAACCUCCGGAAGUCCUUGAAGAUGAAAGUCAGACGAUCUUUAUCGUCUGUUGAAGGCCUCAUCCCUGACAUAUUUUCCUUGCUCGGCACAUUAGCUCCCCUGGAUGUAGAAUAUCGAAGUAAACUUUCAGACACUAAUUAGUUUCCUCUGCAGCCAUCCAUUGACUCGUCUUGUUUCUACUACGUACCCAGAGUCGCCCACUUCGGAUCAUUGUCAAUCUCCAUAGUGGUGUCGUGGCCACGUUGCACAUUCAAUAACAUCCUGAUCUUCGUUUGUCUGAGGGUAUUACGAAAGAUCAAAAUUUACUGUCCAGUUCACCGGCGUUUCCUUCCGUCGUUAUUUUUGGAAUUGGUAAAGAAAAAACUCCGAACCGGUUUGCGAAUGUAUUGAUUGCAGCCUUCGAACAUCCCAAGUUGCGCGGCUAACCGUAUGUAUUCCUGUCAAAUCUGACCGGCCGGGAUGCCUCGUCAUGAAAUCACCAUGAUGUCAUUAUCCUUUGGAAAGUUAAACCUGAACCGCGGAUCCUAACCCUCCGGUAGUUUGAAACUCGGUUGCAUCGUGAUCUUCCAGACGUCGGUUGCUUCGUACGGCCUGUAAGAACUGUACCUGAUAAUAUUUGGCGCAUCCGAGUAAAGGUGAAGUCCCGUGAUAGCGCCGCUCUUCGAAACAAAGUCAAAGCCAUCAUACAGCAAGUACUUGAAAGCUUCAUUAAUGGUGUCACUAACUGUAACACCUGUGUUUUUAGUGAUGUUCGCUUAUUCUUGUUUUUGCUUGUACCUCUGCAGAUUGCACCUCCACGCCACCCGACCAACACUAUUCAGGAGGACGAGGUUGACGUCAUUCUGGCUGCGAAGGAUGGUCGAAUCAUGCGAAAUCGAAGCGAACAAUUGUAGGCUGUAACCCAGAUUACGACGUCCACACGAUCAUAGCUAGUUGUCCUAAGCUUGUGUUUAUGCCGUUUUAUUUGCAUCCACAGUCCGAUGACCCUGACACACGAUCACAGGUCUAAAUCAGAAUCCGUGCUCAGCGCGGCUACUAACUACUGCCUCUCUUGGUUUCCUCGUGUUUUAGUUGCCAUCAUCCGGAAUCCGGUCAGUGCAUCCACUGUGUGCCAUUGGAGGUCGGUUUUAAAUGCCUUCUCUUCAGACAGCCUUUCCGUUAUGAAUAAUUGUUACAUCUCCACAGUUCUCUGUUGACUUUUGUAACCAUUUUCAGCCUUACGACGCGGACUACCUGAGACACUGUGAUCCUCCAGUGAAAUUUAUGUCCUUUCAUGCCUACCUGCGCAAACUCCACGGAGGACAGAGCAGGUGCGCCCGUUUUUAACAUUUUUCUUGCCUUUUGGACUGUUGGCCAUUUGCUAGCAUUGCAGAGACUGAUUUGCAUGCUUGUCUGGUGGAGACGGUUCGAUCGUCGUUUCCGACGAUGUCCACCGUGUGCCCCGUAACAGAGGGGGAGGGUGGAGGGGGGGGGGGCGCAGGGACGGUGACUCACGUGUAUAACGUCAGUAGACGUGCUCUGCACCUACCACAUUCCCUCCUUCACCCUCCCGGGCUGGGUUUAAAGACAAAGUCAAGACGUCCGAUGGCGGGAUCGUGCGCAGGUGACUGGCGCGUCGUGAACCACCACCCAAGCGUGCCACCACACCCUCUGGUUCGCGCAAAAGCACCCGGACCUCACAACAAAAAGGAGGUGGGGGGGGGGUUGCAUGAUACAGCGGUUAAAUCCAUUGGCAGAUCCUUCCUAUUACAACCUUCACACCCGGUCCCGAAUAGAAAGAGGUGUUGAACGCCGGUUGAGGGAAUGCUGCAUUCUGUACAGAAGGAUUAGAGAACCGGUUGGAGUAAGUUGGCAGACAGACGAGCGAACGCGUGGAGCUCCGUGAGAGCGGCGUCCAGAGUGACAGUGGGGAAUACAGCAGACGUGCUAUCUCAUGAAACGUCGGCCGAAAUUCUGAAUAUGUUUUCGAUUCGAAAAGAUUAGUUAAGUAGGGUUGUAAUAUUAGUGAUCAUGCAGCUUAAUCCUAGGAUAUUUCAUUCACAACAGGAUGCUAGCUUUUGAAUGAGCUUAUUUUCGGCCGUCUGCAAAGACUACACCCUGUAAAAAUGACUACUUAAUUAGCAUGCAAUUUCCCCAUUAAUUUCCAAUGUUCCCAUGAAUUUGAUUAUACUUUUUAGAGAACGGGCACAAAAAUAUUAUUUCUUGCGCUUAUUUCGUAGUCAAUUACGCCUUCUUCAAGCUCUCUACUUGAAGAGAGGGUAACUUUCGAUUUUUAAAAACUUUUUGAAUCCCCAAAUAUUUUUUACCUGCCUGCCUUUACACUAGCAUCCUGGGUUUCCAGGGUAAAUACUGUAUGCAUUCCGUCAAAGGAAUAUCACACAUUUCUCUACGCUGUUAGGAAGACGUCAUAUGACACUCAUAAAAUUGUGCAAUGGAUGUGGACCAGCUUGCCGAUGCGGUGCUGUACGGUCUUAAAAAAUCGCAUAAUUAGAAACUUGAGAACGGAAACAUAUCCAUCCUCUGGGUAUGAACUUUGAAGAAGGCACAGUUUGCUGCCAAGUGAAUACGAUAACGAAUAUUUCUGUGCACGUUCUCUAUAAAAUACAAUCGAACUCAGGGGGCAUUGAAAAUGAAUAUAAAACCUUCAUGCUACUCAAGUAGUCACUUUUGCAGUGUAGUUUCUGCAGACGGCCGAAAAAAAUCUUAUUCAAAAGUCGGCAUCUUAUUGUGUCUAUUGCUACACAAUAGUUAAUAUAGCAAUCCUGCUUAAGUAAUCCUUUCGAAUUUCGGUUAAAAUUUCACGAGAUGGCAGUUCGACCGUCGUUGCCGACGAUGUUCACCGUAUGCUCCAUGGCACGGUGAGUUGCGCAAGAAGUAGUUUAUAAUGAGAGCAAACUUGCGCAUCAACUACCCCACUCUCUCCUCCCCACCUGGGUCCGGUGUUAAGACAUAUCCAAGAAGGACGGAGGCGGGAGAAGGCGCAGGUGGUUGGCACUGCCGGACCUGCUCCUAGGCGCACCACCACACACCCAGGUCCACAACAAACACUCGACUACGAUUUUAACCAGUAACGAAAAUCAGUCAGAAAGAGAAGGGUGACGCCAGUUACUGGGGGACCAUGCAAACGGCCCGUAUAGUCAGCGGAAGCACAAGUGCAUCCACCGGCAGGGAACCAGGUGUUAGAGAACUGCCAGCGCACACCAGGCUGCAGGUACCAUGGUUUGCCGAAUCAUGGCAUACAAUACGUAGACGAUCCUUAAAGCUCAGAAGGAUGAGACGCCAGACACUGGUUCGCCAGUCUCUGCGACGGAUUCGCAAGUGACCGAUCAGAGCGAUGUGUGAGACGAAUAUACGGGGACAGUGUGGACAUGAGGAGUCGGCAGUGUCAGGAUCAGCUUUGGUGAUGGAGAUGGUAUAGCUGGUGCUGAUGGGCGCGCUGGGCGGCGGAGUGUGGGCGGGGCUAGGCAUGGUGGGUGUGCUUGAUGUGCUAGGUGUGUCGGGGCUGUGGUCAGUUCUGAUCUCUUGGAUACGCAUGUGGCCGAAUAGGCCUAUGCGGUAACUGAAUGUGCAAGGGUAGUGUGGACAGUGGAGGCGGAUGCGGAUUGGUGCUCCAGACACUGGUCCGCCAGUCUCUGUACGAUGGAUUCGCAAGUGACCGACCAGGCCGACGUGUGCGGUGAAGGUGCGAUCGCAAUGAGGACAGGUAUAGACCGGGUCCUCAUCACUGGUAUUGACAGAGGUGGUGUUGGUGUUUGUUCGCGUGCUAGGAUUGUGUGUAGUGCUGAUGGGCAUGACGGACGCCACACCGGCAGACACUGAGGCGGUGAAGGAGGAGGUAAUAGUGCUGGUUUGGGAGGGCGGUCAAAGUUAGUCAACGGCGUGGGGGACGAGGGAGAGGUGGACGAAGAGAUGGCGGCUGGUGCACUCGGGGUGCUGCAAUUGGUCCGGAGAUGUCCAACAAGUCCCAUUGGCUCCCUGGAUGUCCGUUGACAUCGUGGACCCGUUGGAGGUGGUUGGGUGCUAGUGUUGUGAGGCGGCGACGGCGGCAGUCGAGAUUUUCGUGUCUCGCGUUUGGCUUUGGCGGCGGUGAUGCGAUUGGCUUCGAAGAUUGCUGCGCCUCUCUUUACUGUUCUAGUCUACGUCGGCCGAUCCUGGGCGAGGUCUUCCCAGUUGGAUAAGUCGAUUUGCAGGCGCUUCAGGGAGGUUUUCAGAGUAUCCUUGUACUGACGGACUUGGCCUCCUUAUCGGCGGGAACCCGUGGCGACAUCUCCGUAGAAGAGUCGUUUGGAUGGCUUCUCGUCGUCCAUCCGUACAAGAUGGCCGCUCCACCGUAGUUGUAGUUGUCUCAGUAUAGCGUAGAUGCCGAAGAUUCCCGUCCGCUCCACUACGUCCGUGUCUGGGAUCCGGUCCUGCCACCUUAGCUUCAGUAUCCGAUAAAGACAACUGAGUCUACGUUCCUGCUUCAUGUACGCCGUCCAAGUCUCUGCUUCAUACAGCAACGUCGGUAGGAUGACGACCUUGUGCAUCUUCAGUACUUUUUCCGAGCUGAAGACCGUGAUGAUUCCAGACUGUUUUGAAGACGACCAAAGGCUUAAUCGGCCUUGGAAAUCCGGCGAGUCACUCCAUCGUCGAUUUCGGUGGUGCGAGAAAAGUAGGUAGAGUUGUCCACGACUUGAUUUGAGGUGCGGCGUAGGCAGCGUCGGAGGGCGAUCGAUGCAUAACUACCGUUUUCUCCGUGUCGAUGACCAGGCCGAAGUUUUCGCAGGCGGCGGCCAAGAGGUACAUGCUUCUUUGCAUGUCCCCUUCCGAGGUGGCGUUGAGGGCGCAGUCGUCGGCGAAAAGAAGUUCAUGGACGGUCGUUGUGGAUACACGCGACUGGAAGUGCAUUCUCCGGUGGUUGAGGAGGUGGCAGUCCGUCCUCUAGGCGAUGCGGAUCCCAGAGCGUUUUUUCCACUAGGCGUCCAUCAGCACGUCAGAGAAUAUGAGAGAAGCAGCUAGGCGCGAGAACGCAUCCCUGCUUCUCUCCGUUUGUCACUGCGAAUGCCUCUGAUGCAGCUUCAUUUUCUGUAACCCGCGCCAUCAUGCCAUCGGGAAGCUGACGCACCAUCUGGAUGAAUCGCUCGGGACAGCUGAAUUUCUGCAUGAUUUUCCACCGUCCUUCGCGAUUCGCCGUAUCGAAGGCUUUCAUCAGGUCCACGAAAGUAGAUUAUUGGUGGGUCCGCAUCUCCCGACACUUCUUCCGCAGUUGGCGGACGGCGAAGAUCAUGUCGGUGGUCCCACAAUGACGGCGAAAGCCGUACUGGCUUUCCGGCAGGAGACCUUGAAAGACACUACCCAUAUAUACACACACACACACACACACACUUUCCGCACAUGCAUGAGAGUGGCGGAGGUCACGUUAAGAAUGGGACGUUACAGCCUGACUCUGAGUCCAUCAGUCAGCCACUCCGCACAAACGCUAACAACUGAACUGACUGUGUGGAUUGAGUUUAGGCAUUUGGCGCACCAUGAUAGUCUCAGGCUCGGAUCGCACAUGCAGCAGAGGGGCCACGUGGAAAAGGAGCCGGGAAGCAUGCUUCCCACUUACGUGAGAGGUGUCAAUCUGGUGUUUGCGUUGUGUGGCGGUGGGUGAUGUUGGUGUGUGAUGCAAGCGCUGGUGGGCAAGCGUGUGACCUAAUAGGCUCAUGCGGGGGCAGUAAGGACAGUUGACGUGGAUGUAUCGAGUGUAUGCGGGGGCUUCAGGCACUAGUUCGCCAGUCUCUGUGCAAUGAAUUCGCAAGCGACCGACCGGGCCGAUGUGUGAGGUGAGGACAGGUAUGGACCGAGUCUGCAUCGCUGGAUUGGGGACGUUAGUGGUGAUAAUACCGGAUGAUGGGAUGUCGGAUGUCGCCCCAUCCGUAGAGGAAGUGUGAGAUUUGGUUAGCGGAACUGGUCGCUGUGGCCGACGCAGGGUUUGAGGCAGGGCGGAUUAUGUUGGUCGGUGAUAUCGGUGGGACAGUGACAGUGGUCGUUGGUAACGGGGAUGGUCGUCGUCGCGGGGUUUUUUGCAGGGCGAGAGUGGAAGAAGUCGGUGUUGCGAAGUUGUCAGUCAUUGUGUCCGAAGGUGUCCUGCGAGGCCGAUUCGUGCAUAGAAUAAUGUUCGUUUUCGUUGAACCUCUUGUGUGCUGCUGAGCGAAAAGAAUGGAAUCUUCCUCACUAUGAACAAGUGCACUCUCAAGUCACGAUACUUCUCGUCGCUUGCAACGGUCGAACCAUCAACUUAUGUCCUAAAGAGGAAUCACAAGAACGUUAGAAAAUUUCGCGCCGUCUUGGAAUUUGAUGUUGAAAACUGCGGCAGAUUUUGGAUUAAAGGAAGUUCAUUCAUCCACUAGUGUUGUCAAAAAUAGCCUGCGCCCUUACUUGCCCCUAUGGUUUCUGAACUGAUUGAUGUGUACUUUCACUAAAACAGUUUCAUUGAUCGUAGUAUAUCCAUGGGGGAGGACAUACUGGUGUCAACGGUGUGUUAGGACAGAUUUGAAUAUUCGCAUGCUUAGUUGGUGGGCCCGAUAAAACUGCGAGUAUUUGGUAGCAAAUGCGUAUGUGAACGGUCGAAAGUCUGUUUUUUACGAAACUGAAAUACUAUCUUUUUUGCACGCCAAAGCUUUAGGGAGACAGAUGAGCACGUGACGAAAAAUAAACAAUAGAAAUUCAGGACAUUCUGAUAUUUGCAUCCACUUUAUGUCAUACCCACCUACAUAUAUGUAAACAUCGAAAAGAUUCCCAGUACUAAGGCCAUCGUUUGUUCCCUAUGUGGAUUAACGCAGCUAGCUGAAAAGUUGCUCAACUGAAAGCUAUUGUGCCACCCUCUGCUUCACGAAAUCACACUCAGGUAAACUCUUCCCUUUAAAUGCAUAUAUAGGAUUUUUAAUGUACGUUAAUACUUCAGCUCUUACUAUGCUGCCCUUCGCCAAAUAUAAUUUCUAAUUUUUCACAAUCCACGCUCUCUAGUUUCUCGCUUAGUCCACAGACUGCAUUGUAUCACAAACGUUUCAAGCACUCGACAAGGACGGAGUUAGUGCUUGACUCCUAAAUGGUUUUGCUGUUUUCGAACGCUGUCAGAGCCAUAGGAAUAUAACAAAAUUCAAUUGGAAUUACCGUCUAGUUCAGAUUUUAUUUGCUUUACAGUUACUUCAUUCUUGCACUGACAGGGGCAAAUUUGUUCGUCUGGAAAACGUUGUUUGCACCAUAAAACCUGGCUGCACGGACCAUCCGGCCUGGCCAGAGGGUAUUUGCACCAAGUGUCAGCCCAAGCCAAUCACCCUCGAAGUGCAGGCCUACCGUCACGUGGACUACGUACAAUUCGAAAACGGCCAGAUGAUGGAGACCUUUUUGGAUUACUGGCGCUCGACGGGUAACCAGCGAAUUGGUGUGCUCCUGGGCCGCUACAUGCCCUUUGACACCCCUGGCGCUCCUCCGCUCUCCAUUAAGGCUGUCGUCUCGGCUAUCUACGAACCGCCCCAGGUAGGCAAAACCUCUCCCCAUCUAUGUUUAUACACGGCCCUUACUCUCUUUCUUCCGUUCUAUCUGCUAUUAAUAGUCCCUUCAUCUUUCCCCCUCACCCCCUACUUUUCCGUCGUCACACCAACUUUAAGGACAUACAAUUUCUAGCGUCUGUGUACUAGUUAGAAGGCCUGAGACUCCGAACGCCGAGUUGCUAUCUCCGUCUUAUUUUAGUUCUUUUCAUUCUCUCCAAGGCUUCCACUUAGUCCCUUUUACUACCCACCCGACGCUGACUUCAGCUAGUCAAUCUCACUACCAGCUUUUCUGCGUUCCGUUUCAUGGCUGUCUACUUGCGAAUGCCAAUAACUCUGCUAAAGUUGGCUCCCGACUACAUCAGCCUUUUUUUUACCUAACGACAGUUUACUUACUCCGAAGCCUCUUUGCAUUCUGGCCUUGGCAGACUUGCGAAAGACUGUUCUAAAAGAACAUUAUCCGAGAUAGUCUCAAACAAUAUGCGUGGGCAUUUGGAGAGUGUCCUAUGCGGGAAGUUUUCAAGUCCUCGCUUCGAGUUCGACACAAGUCACAGCUUUCUCCUUCCCUUUUUCCCCAUCUAAUGGUCCUCGUCAAGCGAGAUAGACCAACUUGGUACUAAUGGAAAUCCAAAGACCUUGCCUUCAAACAAUGCUUAGGGGUCGGUUCUUUUUCUUCUCUCUUACUGUGUACAAAUGGACCCUUUUGUCUUCGCUAGGGCAUCCUUCCAUCCGAUCACUUCAUUCUGCAUCAUUUUGCUCUAUUUUGUAUCAUUAGGAGUCAACCAACCGAUCUGUGAGUCUCCUCUGCCCACUAGAGGAACUUCUCCCCCCAUCUGCCUUAGUGACAGCUGACGGUCUCGGUCUGCGUCCAGUUGGUUGGAUCUUCACUGACCUCACGCCCGAGGACGGCAAGAAAGGCACAGUGCUUCACUAUCGUGGAUCCAUUGUACGUCCUCUCAUUGCUUCCAGUCGAAUGAGUCCACAGGAGCAGAACAUGUAGCGUCAAAUGCAACUCUAACUUAAACGUUUUAUGUCUGUCCGUUUUUGGUCUCGACUUCCAUAUAAUCUUUUUCCAAGUUCUGCAACGCAUCUUCCCUAUAAUGGGCGCCUUACGGUGUUCAUAUUCACGUGAUAGUUUCGCUGACUGAAUUGGCUCAAUUUCAGCUAGUAGGUACAGAAAUUCGAACGUCGAUUUUCGGCUUUUAGACUGGGAUAUGGGUUUUCUUGCCCCCCCCCCGUCUUUUAGCAACAUUUUCGAAUGUGUAUUCCCUCCCCUACUAAGGAUUGUGGAAGACUACCCUGGAUGUUGUUGUUGGAUCAGAAAUCGCUGCCCUCCCGUACGUCUUCCUCGGCAGGUCCAUCCAGAGCGCGCAGACCGUACCUUUUCAGCCGUCGAAAUUGCGCACCUCGACACGGCCCCCUCGACAACGGUUAUGUGGGACCGUUUGGUGGAGGAAUGACUUUCUAUAGUUCCUGAAUUUGAAGGUGGGCAUCUUCACCCUCCUGCGCACACCACUUUAAGGUUCCACAAUCGUGUGGGACGACGGCGAAACAGUGGUCAGCAUUCAAUAAGCCAUAACACUCAUAUCGCUUGUAAUCUCUUUAUUGGUAACUAACACGUCAGAUUGGUGCCCAACCAAGCCUAAAGCUUAUACCGACACAAAACCGUUACUGCUUUUUCGUAAAGCCCGUGAGCCUGUUUCUUCGCAUUCAGCCCAUUUUUGUCUCGUCCCCGCGAGACGAGCCACUGUCGUUGGCGGUAACGAAUGCCAGUGGGUGCGUGUGUGCGUCAUGACAUGCCUGGUCUUGCAACGGCAGCUUAUCUGAGCAGGAGUUCCUGCGCAUUCAAAGGAAUGUAGGGCUAGGGAUGCUUACUGCCAGGAGCGGUCGAACUGCCGAUUUCGCUUGCUUUUAAGAUGCUGUAGGGAUACCCGUUGCUUCUUUGACUACGCCCUGAGUUUAUUGUCGUCUGGGCCAUAAUCUUACCGAAUUUUAAUAACGAGCCUUCAGUACAGAAACAUGAUACUCGUGAUCAAACCUCUAACGGCGAACAAUUGGAGGAUGUCACUAUGAUAAAUCAGUCGUCGAUCAGUCCAACGCGAAUGGGGGGAUUGACAUAAGAACUUUUUGACUGCCUGCACAUCACUGCCAAGUUUAAUCCAACCAACGAUUUUUCUCUGUCGACUUUGACACCUGAUCCAUUUAGCUCCUUUGCAGUACCUCCACAUUUUGCGAAUUGAUCGACAGAUCAACAAACUAAUCUGUCGUUCAUUUUAGUCACAGGCAAGUGUAUCGUGGGCGAUUAUUUAUAACCUGGAGGAAGUAUUCAUCUCUUGAACAGUAAUGAAGGGAAUAUUGUCUCUACAACUACUGCUUAAACAUUUUUUGUUAUUGCAUCUACGCGAAUUUCUUCUAUGCUCAAAUAAUUUGCCCGUCUAUUUCCUCGUAGGACACCUUUUUCCUGAGUGCUCAAGAGUGCAUUACCGCAGCUUGCCUUCAAAAUUUGUUCCCCAAUGUUUCCAAGUACAGCCCCGAUGGACACUUUGGCUCCAAGUUUGUCACUGUUGUAGUCACUGGGGGCCCCGAAAACCAGAUCAGUUUCGAAGCCUACCAGGUUUCCAAUGUGGCUAUGUCUCUUCAGCGCGCCAACAUUUUGCUGCCUACGUAUGACGCGCCCGAACUGGGGUAUAUUCGGGAUACCACUAAAGAACAGUUCGUACCCGAUGUCUUCUAUUCUGUAAGUUCAUAGUAAAUUUUAUCCUUCGCUGGCGCCCUCGGCUUGUGUCUUUAGUAACACGACAUGCUGAUACCUCAAUUUUAAAAAUUAAGUAGGAACUGUUUUCCUCGCCUUCGUGCCUAGUCUAUUUAUCCAAGUCUAGAGGGACUUUUUCAUAGGAGCUCGAAUUAAACGCCCACGGUUUUUGAGCCAACAACUUUGCAGACAUACCAGGAAUGCUAACAGGACUAUUGAUGGGUCUCUUCAUUCCUCAUCUCGUCGGGCCUAGCCGAGAGUUUCAGGUAUGGUCUGCGAGUGUCUCUGGCAGCGGGAGCGUUUCUAAUUAACAGUUUAUUGGGUAGUGACGACUUUGGAGUACACGAUAGUUCGACCAUCGUAAGCGGCAACGUCUGCCGCUGCCCCACGAGGUGGGCACAGGGGUAAUUCGCCUGCAAAUUUGUGUACAGUGAAGCAGAGCUGCCCUGCAUUGGACUCGCCUUUCCUCACCUCGCCCAUCAUGCUUCGAUGGCAAGGCAAAGUCAAUACAGCCGGAGGUGGGCGUGUGCGCAGUGCUUGGCAAAGCAAAAUAAUCCGUCUACGCGCCCCAUACACGGCCUGACCUCCGUUUCGUACACACCAGCCCGCGUUUAGGGAGACUUAUCGAAUCCCACGUAGGUGACAAUCCUAUGAAGGCCGAAUUAAGAAGAAACCUUUUCAGCCGAACCCUCUUUCUUUAGAAGGGCCAAGUUAACCUGUCAGUUGGCAACCAUCCAAGCCACGACAGGCUCAAGCAUGUCAGAUUUAUUUUAACGAAGAAUGCGCCAAUUUGCCGUUAGGAUGGAUCACCAGCGUCGGUCUUUAUCCCUCCUCGCUCUUUCUGGCGUUUUGGAUUCCUACUCGAGACAGCCACAGAUCAGACGAUGGGCGCAUAUGAGGUUCACUGCAGUGCCGAUAUAACACAACUGUGUUUGUGGCUGAUUGUGUGGUUGAUGUUGAAACUCAGUACUUGCGUCGUAUUAAUCUCUUUCCUGAGCGCAUUGGUUUUUAAGCCACCACGAUCUUUGCGGCAGACCAAGGCAUCAAGAAAGACCGGCUGGUCGUUUUCUUCCCCGUCGUAAAUUAUAUGUCCGGGAAGACUUGUUGAGAUGUUUUCUGAAUCCCAUCGCCUGAUCCUAUUCGACGACGACGGUGUCAUCCACAUACCGAGCUCAUAAUUUUGGUCUAUGGUGUCAGGAGACCAACGAUUCCACCCGUUUGCAUGACCACCGAAUCUAUGAGUCCCAAAAUCGGCGGUCUCAUUAGCCUUUUGUACUUAUUUAUGAUUUUUUGUCGUCUCAUUUGCACAUUUCGACCGGGAUUGCAUCAACGCCAGGUUCUUCUAGGUUGACAGCUGUUUCACUGCUUUGAUUGUCCCCAGGAGAGAGAGCAAUCAAUCCAUGUCGUCAUUAGUGUCUACUUGAGGAAGUCGGCUGAUGGCUUCUUCUCGGAUUGUGGACGGGUGGAGGAGAAUAUCCUUGAAGUGCGCAGGUCAGCACUUAAGGAUCUGGGAAUUUUUCGACAGUAGGGUUUCUCCAUUUUGGCUGAACAGUGGCACAGUCCUUUUCGGGCUUGGAGACCGUAGACCGUUUAGAUAUCGUGAAGAAAUUCUCUAUCUCUCCGCGGUCGUUUUCUACCCUACUCUCCGCCACAGUUGACUUCGACAUGGGAAGAAUGUGGCCUUACUAAUGUCGGUCCCGUUGCUGUUGUUCGCUGUCUGUAGACUGUUCUUCCUCGGGGAAAGGUGAUGGAUUUUUUUCGUUGUUAUCCCCAAAUCAGGCCUGGUGCUCCUGAUGUACACGACCAAGGACUUCCAGAGCGAUGGCCUGAAUGGAGUUCUGGGGUUCCCACCACUGGUUCUAAACAGCAACAAUUUCUUCCAAUACGUGGAUUUGUUCUAAUUUAAGAGCAUGCGAUUUCUAAAGUUCAAUAAACGUUCCGCCGUAUCCAGGGCUACAGUACUAGAAUUACCUACCGCUUGCUUCCCAUGCAGUCGCCCACAGGUUGUGAUUGAUGCUUCCUCGUUUUGGAGGCGAUAAGGCAAUGGUUUGUCCAUCAGUCUGCACCACGAAUCGCCCUAGUUACGCCCUCGGACUAGGAUGCAGUCCGGCAGUUUGCAUUUCCGGCGGCGACUGUGCAUCCACGUUGUCUUCUCCCAGUUUGGAAGACGGUAAACGGUCUUGGUCGAGGGAAGUCUAUGUUCUUCAAGUGAGAAGGGCUGGUCGACCGCCGCAUUAUUUUGCUUAUUUUUCUGAACUUUCGCACUCUUGCAGUAGUCCAUCGUUAGAGAUAGUAGCAACAACAGAACAAGCGCUUUUAUAGGGCGUGCUAGCCAAUCAUUGGUCGAUUGCGCGGAACUGAAAGUGACUGCGCAGGACUCUGUACGUCGGGGCCAGAUUCAUAAAUCGAUUGAUUGAAUUUCCAUCCGAGGCCCAGGCUUCAAUCAAUUCCCGGCCUGUUUUCCUUCUGGUGUGGGCGAUUAUCUUGGUGGCUGCGAAGUUAAAUUUAUGACCCAUUUCUUAGAUGUGGGCAACCACUUGUGAUAGCUCGUCGCCUCGUCGCAUGACCAGCCUGUUUUAUGCACACCUACAGGAGCAGCCAAUUACUGUUGAAAAUGUCUAUUCCGUGGCGACCUAGGUAUUGUUAUCUAUGCCUAUGCGAGCAUCGAAGUCAUCAACGGCAAUCUGUUUGUUUGCCCUCGGCGCAGUUCCCCGGCUAUGUGACAGCUCAACCGUCGAUUCCGACAAUGUCCACCAUGUGCUUCACAACAAGGUGAGGUAGGGACGAUGACUUGCACGUGAAUUAGUUCCUAGUGAAUGAAGACUUUCGAAGCAUCUAUCGCACACUCCUCCCUGGCGAGGCAGUAGUAAUGAUGAUGAUGAUGGUGGUGGUGGUGGGGGUGGUUGGUUGAUUGAUUAUGAUGAGGUGACCUUUGGUUUUCCGGAGGGGCAGCGCAGACGUCCUACGAUGCUAGUCUUGAUGGUAAAGACUACUCCAUCGUCUCAUAGUCCGGUCUUCCGACAUGCCCUCCAGAGGGACACCUAGUCGACACUUGCUUCUUCUACUUGUCCUUCGGGAAAGUGGGUGUCACUGAAAGCCUCAACAUUCACCCUGUAGCACGUUAUCCUGGGAGCGACCAGAGCUGUCCUCCCUUCCAAUCGAUUGAACAUUGAAUCAUCUAAGAGCGAACAAACAUUCCAGAGUAUCGAAGUGACCCGGCUAUCUCUGUUAGACUGUAAGGAAGCGCGGGAGUGGGGACGACAAUUGUUCUAGCUUUUCUUCCGCAUGGUUUGCGUCCACGAACCACGCCGACGACGCAUCUUACCAGCACGUUUAAGGCACAUUUCCUCUUCCCCGCGAAGGGAUAAUCAGUGCUUCCCUGUAUGAGUUUCCUCUCAUCCCAGGCGGUCAUGGCUUCUUACAGUUGGAAGACGACCCGCGUACGGGAUUGCAUGCCUCCGUCUCCGUAUGACUUUUUGUUUAGAGUGAGGAAGAAGGUCGGGGGUAAGUGGAGGGACUUUCGGAUGUCAAGACGCAUACACGCGGGACACUCAUUUACAUUAGCUCGUCAGUGAAGAACAGUUACGGGGGGUGUAUCCGCCGUACUGAGCACGACUUCGUGGAGUCACCGUUGAGAGCCGGGCGCCGUGGCGUGGUGAAGUAGAAGCAUCCACCAGGUUCACUAUUGCGCUUGGUGAGGACCGUCAACGUAUCGCCUACAAGUGUUGUCGUGAAAGUUCCUGCUCUAACCGACCUAGAUGGUGUCGCCUACGCUGUAUCUGAGUGGCAUUCGCUGCGAGUGUGAUGGUCAUUGUAUUAAUUUAAAAUAAAAUGCAAAUUUUUUCCUUACUAUGUACUUUAAAGUCUAGAUUGCUGUGGCUGUAGUCACAUAUAUCAACUAACUAGAGGGAGAGGAUUGGAAAAUAUAGUUCUGGCGGGACCCAGCCUUGACACCGAAAUGUAUUUUGUCCCAUUCGUACCUUGGAGCCACUUCCCCGUUUAUUUGUUAACAGAUCCUCAUUGAUUUUUGAGUGACGUAAUACCUAAAGUAAUUUAAGAAGACCGUUCUUGCAGCACCCAAAGAAAUGCAUAACUGAAAUCGACGUAGCGCUCUUGAAUUGAAUUCAAAAUUACCUAAUUAUGGUUCUUUUGACAUACCGAAGGCAAAAGUUUUCCGGGCAUGCGACUGCAACCCCGUGGCCUACGUAGUCUUGUGAUGUGCAGUUUCCGCAUCGAUUGAAAAGAAAGCUAACUUCCAGAUAAAGACAGAAGAUAGGGAGGAUAUAAUUUCCCAAUUUUGGCAUCAGUAUCUCAGUAAAGUUUUUGAGGAAGUUAGUCUCGCGGGCACCUUAACCGCCUCGAUGGCGAAUUUACAAAAAUUCUAGCACGGCAACCGGACCACCUAAGAAAAGUUAAUAACAACAACGCCAGCGUUAGUUACAGAGAGGUGAUUGUAGCAUACUUAGCAGCUCAGAUAUUAUCGGCUGUUGACCUUCAUUUGAUAGCGGAACGACUGGUCGAUUUGUGCCUCGACCGUCUACUGACCGUAAUUAAGUCGCGCUUCGUUUUUAUCAUUUCUCUUUCUUCACCUGUGCAGCAAUUGCAGAGUUACGAGCCACUGUAGAUGUUAUUUUUUUUUAUUUGUACCCUAAGAUCGACGGUUCAGAUUACUGUUCAUUUCCUGAACAUUUCGCUGAAUAGACUCCACGACGAGUGCAGUCGGUAUGAGUUAUUCUGCCCAAUUUCAUGGUAUCGCAGACUUCAGCUGAAAGAAGUGGUUUAAGUAAUUCAAAUCGUUGCAUUGUUUGGUAUCCACUUUCUCCCGUGGAGCCGUUUCCGUUUGUGCUAGCAUAAAGUUUGUUUAAAUGACCGUACUUUACUACUACUACUACUGCUACUACUACUACUGCUACUACUGCUACUACUACUACUACCACUACUACUACUACUACUAUUACUACUACUGCUGCUACUACUACUACUACUUCCUCUCUCUGGAUCGUCUGCAAACUUUUUUUUUAUUUUUUAGUCAAAGGACAAGUACGGCAACACGGUGACCAAUAUCGGACGCCCUCUCCCGGUGGAGUAUUUGCUCAUCGAUAUGCCAGUGGCUUUCCCCAUUGACCCCACUUUUACAUUCGCGCUGCAGUCCUUACCGUCGAACCGACUCUUCCCCAUAGAAAACCGUCAGGAUAUGGGCCAAACCCAGGUAUUACUCAAGACGGGCAGAUGACGUUAAGUCUUAUUCUGUCCGGCCUGCAGGUCUUUUUUCACAUAGUAACGAGACCCAAGCAUAUCAAGCAAGCAGUACUCGAUGCGAUGAGAAUUAUGCUGACGAAGCCCAGUACUGUCGUCUUAUUAGUCCCUUUCCUGAACACUUUAGCUUUUAAGCCAGCACAAUCUUGGCGGCAGGCUGAACGCUGGCGAUUAUGCGGUGAAGUAGUUUUCGUAAAAGACUUUUCCUUAUCCAUGUUUACACUCUACCUCGUUGCCAGUCGGCUUUUUAGAAAAUUUUGUUCAUUCCUUUUCUCGGUCUUUUAAUUGUUUCCCCCGAUUUAAGCAGUGAAUCACUUUUGGCGAAGUGUUACCAACAACGAUAGGGGACAAAAACCGAAAACUUGUAGGAUGACGGUAAAGCGGGGAAACGUGGAUUUUAUGCACUUUUCCACUUUUACCGUCUUUAUCCAUUUAAAGCUGCCUUUGGGAGACGGGCUGGAAUCGUUGGGAAUUGUCACUUUCCGUUGACCGGUGCUGCAUAGCACACCUGCAGAUCCCGGUAGCCGCUAACCAAGGAUAGCAGUUAUAAUGGCAGGGGUGCUUAUGGUCAUCAUCAUCGCAACAGGAGUCUCAAGUUUAAACGAUGGCUUUAUGAGUUCCUGUUAUACCUCACUGAGCAUAUUUUACUUCCCCAACCCAAUCAGUUCGACAAAUGGGAACGUCAGGCCAUUUAUCGACCGUCCUUUCGUAUUGUUAUGGUAUGCUAGGCAUUGUGCAAUGAUUUACCGUACUAACAACUAGGCAUUGCAAUAUUUACCGUGUCGUUCUGAAAGGAUCCCUGCUUACUAAGCUGCCUCUGUUAUUACAUACAGCCGCAGAAGUAUUCCCCCUUUUGGCCGUUCGACUAAUUGUUGCACCUAUCUUUACUCUUUAACUUACUCUGGGAGUCGUAUUGGUGAUUGCAGUUUUGGGACGUGGAUAUGAUCGUACAGAUGAUUGCCCUAUUUUAUUAAUGUUAGCUCACCCUACUCUUCGUGCUCCUUGUAUUAACUGCCCACUGUUGCCCCACAGAACUUCGAAGCCUUCGCCAACUAUCUCUCGGCCGUUGGUCCCACUAAUCUGCGUACCUGUCUUUCAAACUUCCACGUCCUUGCCUGGCUGGCUGGGCAGAAGGACCUACCGUUGGAUGCUGGCGCUGGGUCUUUUGAUGAACUCCUAAAGGCCGUAAAGGCUGACGCCUGCUUUGGCAACAAAUCUGAGGCGGAGAGUCAAGUCGCGCGAUGGGCUGCCUCCUCGCCCCAGUGGGCCACCAUUCGAACCAUGGCGGACUUCGUGCUGGGCAGUCAGUUUAUAUAUCUUCUUAGCAAUAUCUAUCCUGCCUCUCCUACUUUAUCUGUCAAUACCUCUCUCAAAUCUCCCAUCCUCCCUCGUGCAUCUCAACUUUUGUCUGCUAGCAUGGAGGCAGCGGCGACCCACUAAACAGCGGAUUAGGAUUAUGCCUAGUCACCCCGUGCAAAAGCCCAUUCUAUCCGCUACUAUUCUGUUACCAAACAAGUGCACGUUGUCCCUCUGUUUGCUGUGAGGAAUGCGUUUGAUUAGCCUUCGAGAGGGUAUUUAUAGCCUAUUGAGACCAUCACAUAAGUAGGCUUCACAAAACACUUGCAUUCUGACCGUAGUUUCCUCUGACUUGCCGCUGGUGAAGAACUCUUAGAUAAGGAGUGUUAGCAUUGGGUAAAUUAUCAAGCCCUUGUCUCCAAAAAGUUUGCCAAGCUUAUGCGCUAAUGUGAGUUUAAAUCACACUCCGGACCGGAGCGGUAGUUCGCUGACAACUUAUUCUUCCAAGGGACUCCGGUAUUAUCUGUGGUAUCGUGUUUAAUGGAGCACAAUGUGUUAAGUUGCUGGGACUAGUAAGCAAGUCUACGUGAGAAUAAAUGAACACUUACUGUAUGUAGGGUGAGAAUACAAACAGUUCUUGCCGAUAGUUAUCUUCUCCGGGGCACAAUUUCCCUCGUUGAGAUCAGAGACAAAUCGAAUGACCGAAUUUCGUGCCAAGAGCCGGAAGCGCAAAGCUCGAAAGGUGGUUUCCUUGACAAGCCUAUAUCUGCCGCUCGCCCAUCAAUUGCAUUGCAGGUGAAUCUAUAGCAUGCCAUUCAUUUCCUACUAGUGGAUACCCCUGAACACCGAAGACAGACUAGCACUGGAAACCAGCUUGGAAACUAACCCCGAAAUUUCCCGAUUUGCUUUACGUGACGAACAUCUCAUAAGCUACAGAACACUUACACAUGCCGAUUGGUGACAGACCUUGCAUGUGAUCUCGUUGCGUUAGCCUUUUCAUCCCCUUCCAUCCCUCGUUGGUUUACAGACUCGGACAGUCGACUGGUGCAUGGGAGAGGGAAGACAAAAUAAGGCAGGCAUUCGCGGCAAAUCAGCUCAUUCCUCACUAUUAUAAAUCUGGCGGCUGAUUCAAUAUCAGUCGUGGUUUGUAAGGUUGCCAACUGACGGGAUAGCUCGGUUCUUUUCGGGACUAAAAGGCUGCAAUGGUGCCGUAGAAAGUAUUUGGUUAGUAUCGUAUGUUAUUUAGUACCCUAAGUAUACUGCUGGCUACCUGUCGGCAGUUAAUGGAUGUUUCGCGGUUACCCGCUGUGGCUGAUGGACUUCGGCCCAAAUAUUCAUACAUAAAAAUCUCGGUCUGGGCCUAUUGACCUUGAAUAAACUGAUCAACUCCAAAUCCAUAGUUAAUUUCUGAGGAAAUUAAAAAGCGACUGUUUCGCUUGGUUAGUCACUGUUCCCGCGCCCACUCACGACCGUCUCGGCAUUGUUUUGCUACUGGAGCAAGGUGAGUGAUUGAGGAAAGAGUGUUGUAGAUGAUGCGCAAAUCUCCCCUACUGCAAAAAGUUCACACGCAUGUCACCAGUGUUCACUCACGCCGUGUGGCACGCGUUGGGCGUCGUCGUUUGCGUUGUCGUGUCUGUGUAUCACGGAGAGUAUCAAAUAAACUGCAGGUAGACUAAUACAGCGUUGUUUUGGACUUGGUCUGUUUUAGAUAGACUGACCUUCAUGUAUGUAACUCAUUCCGCACGGCUCUGCAUCCGACUCGCACACUUGCAGGAAAUUUGGACCCUUUAGACUACGGAAGUGCACAUUUUGAACCACCUAUCAGCACACAGAUACAGCAAUCAUGUACCAUCCAACGCCAACUGUCGAAUACAUGGAUUCCACGGAAAGUGUCAGUGGUACUCGCGUCGCAGUGGCUGACUAAUUCGUUGGUCAGAACAGCACCACCUCACGGACAGUCAAAAUCGGCGUCGAAGAUGUAGCCUUGAUCUCUAAUGCCAAAUACAUCAUUGGCUGGUUACAAAACGCGGCCCAGAAUCGUCUUUCUUACUUCCUUAACAUGAAACUCUAGAUAUGUAGGAUUGGCAGCCUGACAGCACCACUCGGUAGUGUUGGGACUUGGACAAUAUUUCCAAACCAAUGAAGAACGCUGAACCAUUUCCAUCUUCCAACUAUAUUAGAAGUGAAGUAUAGGGAGCAGAUUCCGGACAUCCAGCUGCUUGAGGCAACUGGUGUAUUGAGCAUCUGUGUCUAGCUAAAGCUGGUCUAACUACCGUUGAGGGGUCGCAUCGUAUGACUGGCGGGUGAAUGCUAAAACGUCUCUUAUACGGGAUGUCGCUACGGACACUCGCAGAAAAAGUGGGCAAGUACGACGCUAGAAGAACUCGCGGAGGUCCUCUGAAUUAUCCCAACGACUUGGGAAACGACUACGUAAAACCGACAGGCAUAGCAAACAGCCGUCGAACUUGGAGCAGCAGUCCUUGAAGCCAACCAGUUAUAGGAAACCAAGGCGAAAGAGUAGGCAUUAAAUAAGGUAAUAUCACCUAUCAACAGCGCUAAUUUCGAACCUUCAUAAAAUGUUUGCAUUCCCAGCGUGCAUUCAAGACCCGGACGGGCCGUGUUGGACACCCGCAGGAUCACCGCAUUGUCAACUAUACAGGCCUAUUAUCUGCAAAAGCAAGCACCACCAUCGUUAGCAACGUGAAAACCGCCAGGACACUUAACACCAUCAUCAGCACUGUAAACACAGUGUCGAAUCGCCCCAUUUCGAUCGCACAUUCUGGUGAUUUGUCGGCUGGUCGUUCUCGUAAACCUAUUGCCGCGUCACUGGCUAACACAUGCCACGUACGCCUUCUCUGUCCAUGCAGCGUCCUCACGUCCAGUCAGCUCGUGGGUCUACUUAAUCAUUCUCGCAUAUACUAAAGCCAGCCCUCACUCAUACAUUGGCCAGCGUCUGUAAUGGUGGACAGACUGUGAUAAAUACUUAUAUGUGCGCGUAACGCACGAUAGGUGGGAGCUUUGCACCACGUUAGCCACCACGUCCAAUCUUACCAUCAGUCCGCUCACAGGUUCGGACAGGCCAGUGGCGUAUGUGAGAAAGAAGGGCAAUACUGAGGAAAUUUCCCUCACGGCAAGUCAAUGUGUUCCUCGCCACCUUAACUGGCGAGCAUGAACCACUCAAGACCUGCGGUCAGUCGUGGCUUGGAUAGUUCCAGAUUGACAAGAUAACUCGCCCUUAUUUAUGACUGAGGACUGGUCUGCAAUGAUUCCCUCUUGAUGUGAUAUCCGGGAAUCCCACCAUGGGGACCAGUAGGCGUAAAGUCACGCUCAAAUCGUCUUUGAUAUGCCUAGACAGACCGUUCACACUGUGUCCACGCCCAUAUCCGAUUGUGUUGGCCGUGGGAGAAGAGCGUGACGUAGUUGCACUGCAGUUGUCAUUCGUUAUAAACAGCCUCACGUCUGAGUCACGGUUGCGCCCCACGUCGUGGGUCAAUCGUGAACCUCUCCGCGACUUCCAACUAUCCUAUGUUUAGAUUUUGUUUUGGUGUUACAAAUGGAUUCUUUUUGUGUGUCUUCUGAUCAGAUGGCAGUCCGCAAACGGCGGCUAACAGUGGCUCGAAAAGCUUUAGAGAUGCCGCCGCCAGUAGCUUACCACCGGAUGGGCAGGAGAUGGAGAGUGACGCGGACUACUGGGCCUGUGCGCACUGCACUUUCCACAACAAACUUGACAGCACGGAAUGCGACAUGUGCCGCUUACCACACAGUGCAUAA
This is a messenger RNA of Spirometra erinaceieuropaei, 32645 nucleotides long. NCBI's taxonomy places the organism in Eukaryota, Metazoa, Platyhelminthes, Cestoda, Diphyllobothriidea, Diphyllobothriidae. The record is from the annotation of a GenBank genome assembly.